This is a messenger RNA of Drosophila hydei, 941 nucleotides long. RefSeq lists its product as uncharacterized. The record is from RefSeq and is a predicted model, not a curated record. The transcript is spliced from 2 exons. NCBI's taxonomy places the organism in Eukaryota, Metazoa, Arthropoda, Insecta, Diptera, Drosophilidae. Bases 27 to 830 code for a protein of 267 amino acids.
GUUGGCAUCGACUACUACCAUUUGACAUGGCAAUCAAACUUAUUACCCUCUUGGCUGUUGGCCUGGCCCUGUUCGCCGUCAUCGAUGCUCGUCACGUGGCUGGACAUCGCCAUCAUCAGCAGCGCGGCCUGAUUGCCAAGCCGCAUAGCGCGCAGACUCGCGUCUUUCCGGGCGCCGUCGCCAUCAAGAAGCUGGUGCUGCUCAAGUUCAAGAAGAUCGUCCCCAUCUCCUUGAUCCUGCUGAAGUCGAGCAAUGACAACGAAGCCGAGCUGGUGCCCGUCUACCCAACCGAUCAGAUUCCCGAGAACGUUCAGUUCAUUCCCACGCCCAAUGGCAUCUCCGGCCACAAGGAUGUCCAGGCCAUUGCCAUACCCAGCGAACUGCACGAGCAGCUCCAGAUCAACGGUCUCUCCAACGUGGAGAACAUCGAGGCUCUGCUCCAGGGUAGCUCCAUCAUUGGCGACAACAUCCAGUCCGAGGACGGUGCUAGCCCAGUGGGCAACACCAUCGCCGUCGCCCAGCCCGAGGAUGUGCCACUGCAGCAGGACGACAACGACGACACCCAGGUGCUAGAGGGCGCCAUUGUGCCAGCUGCUGCAGAUACCAGCGCCUCGGCUCCAGGUCCCAGCACACGCCGUCUCUCCAGCAACGAGCUGCUGCGCUCCGGCGUACGCAACUCCGCCCAGCUGCAGAAGACUAGCGUCGAAGAGAUUCCCCUGCUGCUCUACUCGGCCACAGAUGGCAGUGCACCCGGCCAGGAGGUCUUCGGCGAGCGUCGCUUUGUCGCCGCCGCCCCGGCACGUCGCCGCCAUCAGCAGUUCUACAACUAAGACGUUCGACGACGUUCGAUGGCCCCUCGAUGGCACCUAUUUAUUACCGCAGCUACCCCGACCCUAGCCUAGCCUAGCCAAACCUAUCCACUAUCUGUAACUUUUCUUCUA